ACCAAACGAUCAAUCAAACCAUCAAACAUGGCAAAGUCAAAAGUUGUAAUAGUUGGAGGUGGAUACUCUGGUGUUUAUCUGGCCAAAGCAUUGGAUAAUAGAUGUAAUGUCACAUUGAUAGAGAGAAAGAAGUUGUUCUUUCAUAAUAUAACUGCAUUAAGACUGGUUGUCCAACCAGAGUUAUGCACGGAGGUCUUCUUACCAAUGGAUAGCCUUCUAAAGAAUGGUCGUGUGAUCAAUCAGUUGGCAGUUGAAGUCACACCCCAGUGUGUCAGACUGGAGGACGGCGCCGAGCUGCCCUUUGACUACCUGGUCAUUGCCACUGGAUCCAAUAACAUGACGCCGUACAAGUCGCCAGUCGACUGCAGUGACCUAUACAAUUACUAUCACAAGUUACGUGAUACCGUCCGCGAGGCCAAGAGUGUUGCCAUAGUCGGAGGUACAACCGUUGGAUGUGAGCUCGCCAGUGAGAUAGCCUGCGAGUACCCAGACAAGAAGAUAACAUUAGUGCACAGCCUCAACAGACUAUGCUCACAUCGACUAGGUGACCGAUUCUGUUCCAAGCUUGCAAAGAAGAUGACCAAGAUGGGCGUCAAUGUGAUGCUCAACACCGUGGUCAAUGUCCCAGCGGAGGAGGUACAACGACGAAACACUGGCGCCGUGGUGGACUACCAGACGCGCCCUGGACAGGUGCUCGAGACCGAUCAAGGAAACGUGGAUGCAGAGAUUAUCUUUUGGUGUCUGGGCAGCAGGCCCAACAGCGAGCCGCUGAGGAAGUCGUUCGCAACAUCGAUCGACGCGCUGGGCCAGCUCAAGGUGGACGAGCAUCUUAGAGUGGAGGGCCACACCAAUGUAUUUGCAAUGGGCGAUAUUACCAACAUUAGCGAGCUAAAGACAGCCUACAAUGCAUUACUGCAUUCAGGUGUCGUGGCCAAGAAUAUCAAGCGAUUGGAUGAGGCGGGCGCCAAGCAUCGUAAGCUAAAGAAGUACAAACCAUCUAAGCCAUUGUUAUUCCUAUCGCUGGGCAAGGAUAAUGGACUGUCCAACAUACCAGGCGGCAUCAUCCUCGGUGGCCUGAUCACCAGUUUCAUCAAGUCCAAAUCAGUGUACAUAUCACAAUGUCGAGAACUCCUAAACAAUCCAAAGUCCACACCAUUGAUUGGUCAAGAUUCCAAACAACAUCUAAAGGAGGGUGGCCUUGGCCUUGGCCUUGGUGUCGAGCCUGCGAAGCAAGACAAACAGGAGCCAUCAUCAACAUCAGAGGCAGAGGUAGUUGAUCAGGAUAAGUUAGAAAAGAGUACAAUUAAUAUAUAUACAAACAUUGAAGGUGUCAAUGUU
Acytostelium subglobosum LB1 is the source of this 1338-nucleotide messenger RNA. RefSeq lists its product as hypothetical. Gene Ontology annotation, molecular function: flavin adenine dinucleotide binding; electron-transferring-flavoprotein dehydrogenase activity. The transcript has a single exon. Lineage: Eukaryota; Evosea; Eumycetozoa; Acytosteliales; Acytosteliaceae. The annotation marks the transcript as partial. Gene Ontology annotation, cellular component: cytoplasm. The record is from RefSeq and is a predicted model, not a curated record.